GAGAGUGUGAGUGUGUGUGUAUAUCGGUGUGGGACCGAGCGGAGCGGAGCGGGGCCUCGCCAGAGCUUCACUCACACACUCGCAGGCAGGCGGAGAGACAGGCUGUGGAGACCCGGAUACAGAGCGCUCCUUUUGCUCGCGCGCGGGACUGUUUCCCCCUCUUUAUCUCUCUCUCUCUUUUUCUGUGUGUUUUCCCGGAUGGAUCCGCCCGCGCUCUGAACUCCUCGGCGCCUGGAGCUCCGUGCACGGCACAGAGGCCGUCGGCCAGUUCGCUCGGUGCAUGCGUGUCUGUUAACGAGAGAGAGAGACCGUGUGUGUGAGAGUGUGCGCGCGCGUGCGUGUUGUUUUUUUCUUUCACCCCCGACCACUGUUUUAAAUGUUCGUGAAGGAAGGGAGAUUAAAAAGGGGGAAAAUCCGGUGCGUUUGUUCUUAAACGGAGGAAUAUGUUCGCUCCCUGGCUGACUUUUGCACUUUGGGGAACUUUCUGUGCAGGACCCAGCCAUGGAGAGGUGGAGACACGCGAGUGUUUGUACUACAACAUCAACUGGGAGAUUGAGAAGACCAACCAGAGCGGAGUGGAGCGCUGCGAGGGCGAGAAGGACAAACGCUCACACUGCUACGCUUCCUGGCGCAACAACUCGGGUACCAUCGAACUGGUGAAGAAAGGAUGCUGGCUGGACGACUUCAACUGCUAUGACAGGCAAGAGUGUGUGGCCACUGAGGAGAACCCACAGGUGUUCUUCUGCUGCUGUGAGGGCAGCUUCUGUAACGAGAGGUUCACACACUUACCUGAUGUUAGUGGACCAGUUAUCGAGCCCCCUUCCCCUGCUCUCUCUGUGCUGAACGUGUUGGUCUACUCCCUGAUGCCCAUCACCAUGCUCUCCAUGGCGCUGCUGCUGGCGUUCUGGAUGUACCGCCACCGCAAGCCGCCCUACGGCCACGUGGACAUCAAUGAGGAUCCGGGUCCAACCCCUCCAUCUCCCCUGGUAGGACUGAAACCCCUACAACUGCUGGAGAUUAAAGCUAGGGGGCGCUUCGGCUGUGUGUGGAAGGCCCAGAUGAUGAAUGAAUAUGUAGCUGUUAAGAUCUUCCCUAUUCAGGACAAGCAGUCGUGGCAGAAUGAGCGAGAUAUCUUCUCCACGCCAGGGAUGAAACACGACAACCUGCUGCGGUACAUCGCUGCUGAGAAACGAGGGGCCAGCCUGGAAAUGGAGCUCUGGCUCAUCACAGAGUUCCAUGAGAGGGGCUCUCUGACUGAUUAUCUGAAGGGCAGUGUGGUGAGCUGGAAUGACUUGUGCCACAUUGCUGAAACUAUGGCUUGUGGGCUGGCCUACCUCCAUGAAGAUGUACCACGGUACAAAGGAGAAGGCCCCAAACCUGCUAUUGCUCACAGGGACUUCAAAAGUAAAAAUGUGAUGCUGAAGAAUGAUCUGACUGCUGUCGUUGGUGACUUUGGGUUGGCGGUGAAGUUUGAGCCUGGGAAGCCCCCAGGAGACACACAUGGCCAGGUUGGCACACGGAGGUACAUGGCACCAGAGGUGCUAGAGGGAGCCAUCAACUUCCAGAGGGAUGCAUUCCUGAGAAUAGACAUGUACGCCAUGGGACUGGUGCUGUGGGAGCUGGUGUCCCGUUGUACAGCUGCUGAUGGUCCUGUGGAUGAGUAUAUGUUGCCCUUCGAAGAAGAAAUUGGGCAGCACCCGUCCCUGGAGGACCUGCAGGAUGUGGUAGUCCACAAAAAGCUGCGACCAGCAUUGAAGGACUGCUGGUUAAAGCAUAUUGGUCUGGAGCAGAUGUGUGAGACAAUAGAGGAGUGCUGGGACCACGACGCUGAGGCGCGACUGUCAGCAGGCUGCGUAGAGGAGCGCAUCUCUCAGAUCCGCCGCCUCACCAGCCCCCCUACCUCGGACUGCCUCGUAUCCAUGGUGACCUCGGUCACCAACGUGGACUUGCCACCCAAAGAGUCCAGUAUCUGAGUCCUCCUGCAGAGCUCACACAGUGAAGAAACACUCAAAACACACACAAGCAAAUGAAACAACCCUCGUCUUUCCAGACUCAGCGGAUCUCAGACAACAACGUGAAUGCAGCUGCUAUUUUAUCCUGACAUUUUUAAAGUUAAUUAUUAUCAUUAUUAUUAUUAUUGUUAUUAUUAUUAUUAUUAUGAUUCUGAUUAUUAUUAUUAUUGUGAUCGGAUCAAUUCUACCAGCACACUUCUCUACUGUAUUUUUAUCAAGAGAGGAAAACAAAAAAAGAAAAAAAAAAAAUAUCAAAACAGCAAAAGGACAUCUCAAAGCGCAUUCAGGUGCCGACUUAUGAAUGCUGACAAGGUGCAGGUACCUCAACUUUUUUCAUUCAGUGUUUUUCUGUUUUCCGGACAGGAUUGCCUGUGGCAAAACCAACCAACACAUCAACCGACCAUUCACCAUGUUGGGUAAUACAACAAUGCUGCAAAACCUGAGAGGAACAUUAUGACUGUUACACACAAUUAACCUUCCUCAAGGGGUUUUUAGUUCUGUUUUAGUUUUUUUUUUCUCCACAUUUUCUUUUUUUCAUUUUCCUCUCUGACUGUGUGCUAUUCAAAAUUAUGGAAAACGUGUCUUUUACGGAACUAACGGGUGUCUCAAGAACACAACAAAAGAUGGAAGACAACUGGACUUUUGUUUUAAUUUUUUUUUUUUUUUCUCAUAUGAUUUUUUUUGGUGUUGAAGUUGGAGACUGUGAAGAGGGGUUGGUACAGAAUAGUAUUGUGUGGAUAUGAGAAUUUCAAAAUCUAGAUGCUAGAAAUUGGCUUGCGUUUAGAGAUAGUGGCGACGAGUUUUGGGUAAAGCAUUUUGUUUGGUAUGGAAUUAUUUCUCAGGUAUCCAGUUCUGG
Messenger RNA from Astyanax mexicanus (Mexican tetra), 2868 nucleotides. It is a transcript of the gene acvr2ba, whose product is annotated as activin A receptor type 2Ba. Lineage: Eukaryota; Metazoa; Chordata; Actinopteri; Characiformes; Acestrorhamphidae. Gene Ontology annotation, biological process: cellular response to growth factor stimulus; protein phosphorylation; activin receptor signaling pathway. Gene Ontology annotation, cellular component: plasma membrane; activin receptor complex. Gene Ontology annotation, molecular function: activin binding; ATP binding; activin receptor activity. The record is from RefSeq and is a predicted model, not a curated record. The coding region runs from base 444 to 1973 and encodes 509 amino acids. The transcript has 11 exons.